AAGCACCAAAGGAUAACUGAUUCCUUGCAAUCUAGGGUUUUAUUGCAGCAGCCGCGGCGUCUCUCUUCCAUCAGGUCUCAAAGGUCCUUCCGUAGCAAGCCAAAAUGACCAAGAGAACCAAGAAGGCUGGUAUCGUCGGGAAGUAUGGUACCCGUUAUGGUGCCAGUUUGAGGAAGCAAAUCAAGAAGAUGGAGGUCAGUCAGCACAGCAAGUACUUCUGUGAGUUCUGCGGAAAGUAUGCCGUCAAGAGGAAAGCUGUUGGUAUUUGGGGUUGCAAGGACUGUGGCAAAGUGAAAGCUGGUGGCGCUUACACAUUGAACACUGCCAGUGCUGUUACAGUAAGGAGCACUAUCCGAAGGCUUAGGGAGCAGACAGAGAGCUAGUCAUUUAGCUGCUAAUUGAAAUUUGAAAUUGAUAGUUUUCACUGUUCAAUAUUAAGUGAGCUUGAAUCUUGAUUUUGCAAUUAGAGAGUUGUAUUAUUGUGUACUGUUUUGAAAAUUUUGAUUUAUCCUAAGCAUUGGAACAAUAUUCCCAGUG
Lycium ferocissimum is the source of this 537-nucleotide messenger RNA. Its product is annotated as large ribosomal subunit protein eL43. The transcript is spliced from 5 exons. The record is from RefSeq and is a predicted model, not a curated record. Gene Ontology annotation, molecular function: structural constituent of ribosome. Gene Ontology annotation, cellular component: ribosome. The coding region runs from base 105 to 383 and encodes 92 amino acids. Gene Ontology annotation, biological process: translation. NCBI's taxonomy places the organism in Eukaryota, Viridiplantae, Streptophyta, Magnoliopsida, Solanales, Solanaceae.